CGCCAAUGAAAACCAAGGAAGUAGAAGCUAAACGCGGAAGUUGACAACAUAACAGUCAAGACGACACGAGGCAAAUGGCGAUGGCGAUAAAGGGUAAUGGAAUGGCUUCAAAAGUAUGAAAGAGUUGAUAAAUACAAGACGAUUAGUGACUGCUGACGAAAUUCUGGGGUGUUUGAAAGAACAAUGGCGUCGGGUGAGGAAGAACUGUCUCGCACAGGAGAGGAGAACGAGCGAGAACAAUUGGAGGUUUGCUCGACUAACAUUUUGCUUCACAGUGAAGACGGCAAACAGCUGAUUGGGCGUCAAGGAUAUCCCCGGCAGACACAGGACGGUAGCUCAACUUUGAAGCAGGAGGAUCCACAGCUUCCCAACGUUAAAGAGGAGGAGAACCUCUGGAUUGCUCAGGAGGGAGGUGUGCCUGUGAAGACUGAAGACCAUGAAGAUGCUCAGAAGCUGUUUGGACGUCAAGAAUGGAGACACACUUUAAAUCGUAAGGAUCCACGGCCCCACCACGUUAAAGAGGAAGAGGAGGAACUCUGGAUCACUCAACAGGGAGAGUGUCCUCUAGAGCUGGAGGAGACCAAUCUCACCAAGUUGCCGCUGACAAUUGUCUGUGUGAAAAUUGAAGACGAAGAAGAAAAAACACCUGAGUCCUCACAGCUUCAUGGCAGUCCAAGUGAGGAGAAGACAGGGGCGGAGUCUCCAGGCACGUUCUCACCACAACACAUGGCAACAGGAUCUGAUGAAGACCACUGUGGAGGAUCACAAGCAGACAACCUCUUAGCGCCGCUAUCAGAUAGUGACGACAUGUCACACUCCCCUGAUGAUGAAGACCGAGUCGACAGCCACGAAUCUUCGAGCAGCGAUGCAGACUGUGAAGGUGAUAUGAGGGCUCAAACUGACAGACUCUCUGAAGAGAAAAGAGUUAAAGAAUGUUUCAUUUGCUCAGUUUGUGCUAAGACGUUUACUAAAAAGGGCACUUUGACUCGACACAUGAGAACGCACAAAGGAGAAAAACUUUUUAGUUGCUCUGUUUGCGGUAGACGAUUCUCUCGAAAGUCACAUAAGGAGUCUCACAUGAGAACGCACACAGGAGAAAAACCCUUUAGUUGCUCAGUUUGUGGCAUAACAUUCUCUCAAAGGUUUUCAAUUGUGUCACACAUGAGAACACACACUGGAGAAAAACCCUUUAGUUGUUCAGUUUGCGGUAAACAAUUCUCUCACAACAGUAGCAUGGUAAAACACAUGCGAACACACACAGGAGAGAAACCUUUUAGUUGUUCAGUUUGUGGUAAAAGCUUCGCUGUGAAGGUAAACAUGGUGUCGCACAUGAGAACGCACACCGGAGAAAAACCCUUUAGAUGCUCAGUUUGUGGGGAACGAUUCUCCCGAAAGUCAAACAUGGCAUCACACAUGAUAACGCACACCGGAGAAAAGCCUUUCAGUUGCUCAGCUUGUGGUAAACCAUUCUCUGACAAAAGUAGCAUGGUAAAACAUAUGAGAACGCACACGGGAGAGAAACCUUUUAGUUGUACACUCUGUGGUAAAAGUUACUCGUAUAAGACAAGUUUGACAGCACACAUGUUGACACACAACAGAGAAUAAACAUUUUCCUUUGCAGUCUGUGCUGAAAGAUUGUCAAUCCAUAGAAGUGUAAAGUCACACGUGAGAAGCACCCAGAAAGCGACGAGCUGCUGUGUGGAGACCACCAGGUUCCCUCAUGAUUUCCUCGUAUGUGUGCAGCUAAGGACAGCAACUGUAUAAAUCCAAUCCAACAUUAUUACCAAUGUUGUUAUUACUUGUGGGAGCCAGAUUACACUUUUGCAUGUUUUGAUAAUAGAUACUUACAGUCUGGCUUCAUGAGGGUGGGGUUAUGCUAAAUUGUGUAGUGAUUAAUAAAAGUCAUGUGAAAACCA
This is a messenger RNA of Dunckerocampus dactyliophorus (ringed pipefish), 1916 nucleotides long. Its product is annotated as zinc finger protein OZF-like. NCBI's taxonomy places the organism in Eukaryota, Metazoa, Chordata, Actinopteri, Syngnathiformes, Syngnathidae. The coding region runs from base 184 to 1605 and encodes 473 amino acids. The transcript has 3 exons. The record is from RefSeq and is a predicted model, not a curated record.